GUAGACUAUUCUGAAAUUAAAUACUGUAGCCUCAUGCGAGACCUGAUUUCAGGGAUGAUGGAAAAGAACCCAUCUCAGAGGCCCAAAAUAGGGGAUGUAUUAACUUUCGUAGAGCAACAUGAUCUGACCACUCACACAAACAAAACACAAGUCAAAGACGGCCGGAGAAAAGAACAUCAGUUUGCCAAGACUUGUCCAGACAGGAUAUCAAGCUACCCUAUACAACCGCAUGAAACAAGUGGUUAUGACACACACGAAGAAAACAGAAAAGACGAGGUUUUAAAAGUCCGAGUACCAGGUAUAAAAAUGACGAAGGAGGAAGAAGAUUGGUAUUUAAAGGCAGACCAAUUGCAAAAAGAUGUUAAAGAAAGAUUGCCAGAUAAAGGCCUCAUGGAAAAGAUUAAUGCUGCUAUAAAUAGAACAAAGCACAUGGAUAACGAGGACCAAUUCCUGGCUGAUAUGGAGAAAUUAUUGGAUUGUUCGACGUACAAGAAAUGCAGACCGGACCUGAAAGCUUUAUGGGCUUAUCAAACGGAAAUUUUGAAAAAAGAGUUUAAAAUUGCCUUUUAAAUAUGAUGAUGUUCCACUUGCUUGUUAUUUCAUAGGUUUUUUA
Messenger RNA from Ruditapes philippinarum (Manila clam), 613 nucleotides. Its product is annotated as serine/threonine-protein kinase Nek5-like. Lineage: Eukaryota; Metazoa; Mollusca; Bivalvia; Venerida; Veneridae. Gene Ontology annotation, molecular function: protein kinase activity; ATP binding. The record is from RefSeq and is a predicted model, not a curated record. Gene Ontology annotation, biological process: protein phosphorylation.